AAAUAAUCCGGUUUUAAAAUCUUUCAACGGUUUUUAAAAUUUGAAUUUUGAAACGUGCGAUUCGCAAAAACUGUUUACAAACACACGUGCGCGGUGAAAUAAAAAGUUCUCAAAAAGAAUCGGAAUAUUAACAAGAAAAGAUGUCUCUAGAUUUCGACGUAACAAUUGAUAGUGAAGAAGAGGAAGAUCCAAUUGAAGAUUCAGAUACAGUUGCCAAUAUUCAGGAAGUAUUUAGACAGAAAUUUUUUAUCGACUUUCAAGAAUGUGCUACUUUAAAGAAGAAAUACAUCACUCAUGCUGCUAGCAGCAAUGACUACUCAAAAAUAGCAAUUGGAAUAGGAAAUGAGAUGCAAGUUUAUGAUUUCACAUCUACAGGAUUGAGUAAAUAUAUUGGAAAGAAUGAAUUUGGACAGUUUAGUCAUCCAGUUUCUGGAGUCAAGUUUUUCAAUAAUGAUCCAAAUUUAGUGAUGGCAUCGACGAUAUCAGGCGAAAUUCAUAUGUAUGACUUACGGUCUUUUAAGAAAGUUUUCAUGUUUGAAGAUGAUACCGAAAUUUUAGUCAAGCCAGUUAAUUGCUUUGAUGUAAAUGCCAAUGAUCGCCUUAUAUGUGCAGGAACCGAUGAAUUAAAGAAUGAAGUUUACCUGCUUUUCUUUGAUAUUCGUGAGCGUCGACUUAUGGGUGGAUUUUUUGAGUCACAUCAAGAAGAGAUAACAGAUGUAAAGUUCCAUCCAACAGAUCCAGACAGUUUAGCAAGUGGAAGUACUGAUGGAUUAAUCAAUAUCUUUGACUGUAAACAAGAAAGUGAAGAUGAUGCUCUUUUACACUCGCUCAAUACAUGUGAUUCAAUUAACAAGCUUAAAUGGCAUCAAGACAACAAAUUAUCAUGCAUAACAAACACAAAUGACUUACAUCUUUACGAUAUCGAUAGUCAGGAUCUGUUGAAGAAAUGGGAGAGAUCCGAAAUAACAGAAUCAAUGAAAAGAAAAUCAGUCGUGGAUUGUAAUAUUAUUGAUUGUCAUAAUAUAGGAACUGAAAUGAUGUUUGUAGCUACUUCAAAUUACAACAAAGGAGAAUGCAUUAGGAGUAUUAAGUUUAAUGAAAAGUCAUUAGAUCCACUUGCUAAUAUUACUGGAAAUAAUCAAAUCAUUAGAGCUAGCUUGUACAAUGAGAAGGAUAAUGUCUAUUUAACGUUUGGUGAAGGAGCAAUCAUUUCAGUCUGGAAGGAAGGAAUGUCGAGCGAUAAUGGUACUUCCUCAAAACAAAUGAAGGAAGAAUCCUCAGUAAAGAAGAAGAUGAAAAAGAAAGCCAAUCCAUAUUAAGAACAAUAAAGUUUAUUUUAAUCUGUAAAAAUAUUCAAUUAACCAAAUUGACAGAAUAAAAGUUACAAAUAUGUCUUCUAAAUAAAA
Molecule: messenger RNA, 1406 nt
Organism: Chironomus riparius
Lineage: Eukaryota; Metazoa; Arthropoda; Insecta; Diptera; Chironomidae
Source: the annotation of a GenBank genome assembly